Sorghum bicolor (sorghum) is the source of this 1758-nucleotide messenger RNA. RefSeq lists its product as uncharacterized. The coding region runs from base 1 to 1758 and encodes 585 amino acids. The record is from RefSeq and is a predicted model, not a curated record. Gene Ontology annotation, biological process: DNA integration. The transcript is spliced from 2 exons. Gene Ontology annotation, molecular function: zinc ion binding; nucleic acid binding. Lineage: Eukaryota; Viridiplantae; Streptophyta; Magnoliopsida; Poales; Poaceae.
AUGCAAAUGAAGGAGAAGCACCGGACAGGGGAAGGCUCCAACCGCGGCGGUGGUGACCACGGCGGCGGCGGCAAGCAGCCGGGAAAAGGCUCGGUGGACAAGAAGAAGGGGAAGAAGUUCAUUGACCUGAACGCUUGCCACAAGUGCAGCAAGGUCGGGCACUGGGCACGCGAGUGCCCGGAGCACAAUGAGAAGAAGGAAGAGGCACAUCUUGCGGAGGCCGACAGCGACGACGAUCACGCACUUCUGAUGGGAGUGUACUGCGCGAAGCAGAGUGGCGAGGAAGAGGGGCUGGAGGUGGAGCAGAGUCCUAUGCCACCGGUCGUCCAUCACCUUGACGAGUCGUGGGCGCAGGUUCAUCUCAGGGUCGCCGGAGAUGAGUCGGAGCAAAGGUGGUACCUUGAUUCUGGCGCGAGCAACCACAUGACCAAGUGUCGCGCCGCCUUCUCCGAGCUGGACGAGAAACAUGCUGUGAGCAUCAGGUUCAGCGAUGGCUCUCGGGUGGAGAUCCGCAGGCGAGGCACGGUGCUGUUCAAGUGCAAGAAUGGAGAGCACCGUGCGCUCUCAGAGGUCUACUACAUCCCCGAGCUUCGGUCGAGCAUCGUCAGCUUGGGACAGCUAGACGAGCAUGGUGCGGAGGUGCUCAUCCGUGAUGGCGUGCUUCAGAUCAGGGACCAAGACGGUCGUCUCCUGGCGAAGCUGCCUGGCGGGGAAGCAGAGGCGGCUGUCAUUCCCCAAAGAGGCGAAGUAUCGCGCGAGGACCCGCUCGAGCUGGUCCACAGAGACCUCUGCAGACCGAUUACGCUGACGACCCACGGCGGGCGAAGGUAUUUCCUCCUGCUCGUGGACGAUUACAGGCGCUACAUGGGGCUGCAGCUCCUGACAAGCAAGGCCGAGGCGGCGGACGCCAUCAGGCGCUUCAAGGCGCGGGUGGAGGUGGAGUCCGAAAAGAAGCUGAAGGUGUUGCGGACGGAUCGUGGUGGUGAGUUCACGGUGGUUGAGUUCGCCACCUACUGCGCCGAGGAGGGGAUGGGGCGCCAUCUCACUGCACCCUAUUCUCCUCAGCAGAACAGCGUGGUGGAACGCCACAACCAGACCAUUGUUGGGAUGGCACGUUCGAUGCUGAAGGCGAAGGGGAUGCCGGUGGCGUUCUGGGGCGAGGCGGUGAGCACGACCGUAUUCAUCCUCAACCGGGCUCCCACCAAGGCGCUGAAGGGGCAGACGCCGUUCGAGGCAUGGCAUGGGCGCAAGCCCAAUGUCUCGUUAAUGUGCACAUUCGGCUGCAUCGGCCAUGUGCGCACCACCAAGCCAGGCCUCAGCAAGCUGGAGGACAGGAGCACCAAGGCGGUGUUUCUUGGCUAUGAGGAGGGGUCCAAGGCCUAUAGGCUCCACGAUCUAGUUGGUGGGAAGGUGGUGGUGCCCUGGGACGUCAUCUUCGAUGAGGCGGCGGCCUGGAAGUGGGAGGAGACUGAAUUGGGGGAAGCACCAGAGGGCGGUGGCAUCUACGACACCUUUGCCGUCAAACACCUAGUGAUUCACGGCCACGGCACGGCGGCGGAGAAAGCCGCCAGAGCUAGCAGUCGAUGUGGACGUCGAAUCACCAGCUACAGCCGAAGCAGGGGAGCCACCCAAUCCAGGCAGGGCUGGGCACCUGGAUGCGCCCGAGCUGACCGGGGAAGGAUCCCUUGGUUCGCCCGAACAAAGGACACCGGCGGCAGCCUCAAUCGAGUACGCCUCGCCGUCGUCCAAUGUCUCUGA